CAUUCGCUUGGUGACGUCAGGACAGUGAAGGACUCCAGCCUAUCCUCUCUAAACAAUCAAGGCAAUGGUCCUUUCUGAGUCGCGGCAUACGAGGGAGACUUUUUCACUGCAAAAGCCAGGGAAACACGCAUCAUUGAAAUGAACCAGAGUCAAGUAGUCGCUAUGGAUUAAAACGGCAACUUUUAACGAUGGCUAUAAAUGUGAAAAAGUAGCCGAAACAUCAACAAAGCAGCAGACCGUCAGCAACCAACUAGAUGCACGAGCCUUGCUAGUUAUGAGUGAGCCGAGCAGUCACAAACCUGGCUGCAUUCACAAUUCCUCAGUAUUUUAACCGAACCAGGCUCGUGAAAUCUUUAGCGAAUCGUGUUACUUUCAAUUAUAUACAGUCAAAGUACGCUACACAUCUGAUUCGGAAAGAAUUAUGGCGGGGAAGCUGACAGCAGGCUCGGGAAUACUGCUCGUGACAGCCAACGUCGGAUCGCUCUUUGAAGAUCCUGAUAACCUGCAGAAGACAUGGCUGCGGGAAUUCUACCAGACGGUCCAAUCACACAAGCCCCACUUCAUUGCAGUGCACUGUCAAGAGGUGGGCGGGAAGAACUUUGAAGCGUCCAUGUCACACGUAGAUUGUUUUGUCAAAGAGCUGCUGUCCAGUGAUGCGAUGAAGGAAUACAACAGAGCCCGUGUCUACCUCGACGAGAACUACAAAUCCCAGGAGCAUUUUACAGCACUAGGAAGUUGCUACUUUAUUCACGAAUCCUUGAAAAACAUCCACCAGUUUGAUUUCAAAGCCAAGAAAUUCAAGAAGUUAGUGGGGAAAGAGAUCUACUCUGACACACUAGAUAGCUCACCCAUGUUGGAGAAAGAGAAGUUUCCUCAGGACUACUUCCCUGAGUGCAAGUGGUCCCGAAAAGGUUUCAUCAGAACUCGAUGGGCUCUGGCAGACUGCACCUUUGACCUGGUCAACAUCCACCUGUUCCACGACGCCUCCAACAUCCUGGCCUGGGAGAAGAGCCCGUCCGUUUACUCCGGGACGAGACAGAAGGCCUUGGGUUUCGUCUUAGAUAGGAUCACGGACCAGAGGUUUGAGAAGGUGCCCUAUUUUGUCUUCGGGGACUUCAACUUCAGGUUGGACACGAGGCAGGUUGUUGAGAGUCUGUGCUCCACCGCCACCAUGCAGACGGUCAGAGCAGGAGACACCAACUGUGUUGACAAGCUCAUAUUCCGAGAGUCUGAGAAUGAUCGCAAGGUUGUACUUGAGAUUGAAAAGAAGCUUUUUAAUUAUAUCAACCAGGACGUUUUCCGGGAAAACAAUGGGACCCUGUUUUUACAGUUUGACAGUGAGCUGUCCUGUUUCAAGGAACGGCUGCACGAGCUGGAGAUCUCCUUUCCUCCAAGUUAUCCGUACAGUGAAGACAGCAGUCAGGGAAAGCAGUAUAUGGUCACUAGAUGCCCUGCCUGGUGUGACCGUAUCCUCAUGUCUGCCACAGCUAAAGACCUAGUCUUAAAGCCUGAAAAUGAGGAGAAGACCUUGGUCUAUGACAAUAUAGGGGCCAAUGUCUGCAUGGGGGACCACAAGCCUGUCUACCUGUUCUUUCGAUUAACAGCCGGGGCAGGUAAACCUAAUGCAAAUAAGCACAAGUGUUGUAACGUGCAGUGAUGUCGUGGGAAAUGGUGCCAAAGGGUUGACAAGAUAUCUGCUUGAAGCGCCUCCAUGAUAAGAACCAAGAGUCAGACACCGGGCACAGACACACACACACACACACACACACACACACACACACACACUGAAGAACCUAUACACCCUGUUCAGCAGUGCUGAGCAGUUGCAGUCGUUUUCUAACACCUCAUCCAUACAAGCUGUUGUUUUUUCACUCAACCCAAGACACGUCUGAGAUGGGACACACUUCACUGACCUUACCAUCGCCUGGCAGCCCAUUACCCCAGAAAAAGGACAGACAACUAUUUUCCAUGACACAGCCUUGCUGCCAAAACUCUAAUAGAAAUCAGUCUUACUACAUUAUUUUAGAUACCAUAUUUGUAAUUUUAGGUAUGCCUCUACAUAGAAGCUACUUCCAUACAGUAUGUAAGAUGUUUUUAAAAAGUGCAAUGCAAAAAGUUGUAUAUCUAUAUUGUUAGGUUUAUUUGUACAGUAUAACAUAAAGUUGUUGAUGGUAUUAGUGUUGUUCUCUUCUCUUCUGACCAAACUUUGCGGUCCCACUGUUUAGAAUAGAUAGACAUUUUCAGUUAAUUACAAUGAUUUGUAUAUUUUUUUGGUUUUGUUUUUUGGGUUGUUUUUGAUUCAUCGUUGCUGACUUGUGUGCAUAACACACUGCCAUGCCUCACAGCUGAAUCUCAUUUUAUAUAUUGUACUUUUUAAAGAGAUAAUUUAUCAUUCUUACCAAACUUGUUAUGCUGAAUCAUAUGACAUCAUAUGGCUGCUUGGGAGUUCCGUCUGCCAUGACAUUUAAAUCCAUCAUUACAUGACGUUUGAAUCUAUCAUUACAAGCAAGAAUAAUUAAAUAAAAACAUUUCAGCCUACAUGAUUCGUAUAGCUUAUCCAAGAAUGUUUUAAGCAGUGCCAUGGACCAUACAACUAUAUAAGAUAUUGUUUCAUAUCUAGCAGUCUCACAUUAUUUCCUUAUUAGGCCUAUUCUUAUUCUAACUUAUUUCUAUGUAAUAAUAUUAUGGUUCUGAAUGUGAUGGAUUUUUUUUUUUUUUUUUUUAGAUAGGCUUGGGUAUUACAUUUUUUUACGGCGUUAUGGUGCCCAAGUAUUGUUCACGGAAAUGUGUGCGUUAACAUAAACGACUUAAGUCCAACUUGUAGAUAAAGGUUUUAAUUAUAUAUGGUUAAAAAAAACGCUAAAGGCUGGAAAGACCAGGAAGAAUUGCUUUUUGAUUUUAUAUGUAGCCUUCAACAGCCUUCACUGUAUUGCAAAUAAUUUCCUCUCAUCGCUCGUUAGAGCAUUAAACAGCGAUUAGGGGAGGCUGUUGAUGAAAUGCAAACGUUUCCUUUUAUUGAUUUAAUUUACUACACUACAGAGUUCACAGACUGUGUGAAGCCGUUAGAUUGAGCCUUGAUUUUUUUUUCCAUCUAAAUCACAGCAAGUGGAAAUGAUUUUGUGCCUGCGGCAGAAUUUAUGUUGUCUUGACAGUGUCAUUUGGUUCCUUGGCAAAACUUGUUUUUCCCGCUGGUCACGUGAUAAGAGAAGCCGCAGUUUGUUCACUCCUUUCAGCAGAUAGAGAUUAUAUUCUACCCCAUGGACCGCGUGGCCUCUAGUGUUGGUUAUGCGGUUCGCAAGCAAUAAAACCAUUAGAACUCAA
This is a messenger RNA of Esox lucius (northern pike), 3321 nucleotides long. It is a transcript of the gene inpp5a, whose product is annotated as inositol polyphosphate-5-phosphatase A. Gene Ontology annotation, molecular function: inositol-polyphosphate 5-phosphatase activity. NCBI's taxonomy places the organism in Eukaryota, Metazoa, Chordata, Actinopteri, Esociformes, Esocidae. Bases 422 to 1657 code for a protein of 411 amino acids. The record is from RefSeq and is a predicted model, not a curated record. The transcript is spliced from 16 exons. Gene Ontology annotation, biological process: phosphatidylinositol dephosphorylation.